Prorocentrum cordatum is the source of this 549-nucleotide messenger RNA. The record is from the annotation of a GenBank genome assembly. Lineage: Eukaryota; Dinophyceae; Prorocentrales; Prorocentraceae.
AUGAUGGCCCACCAUUUUCACGUCAUCGAUCCGGAGGCCUCCGACGGAGUCCGCAGCGCUGUGUUCGAGAUCCCAGAGGCGACGAAGCCGAAGAUCGAUGUGGCCACGAAGGGCCCCGCGCCGCUGCUGCGCGCGGUGGGCCCGGUGAGCCUGGUCUGCCGGGUGCCCGAGAUCGUCCGCGUCGCGGAGCGCGGGGACGUGGGCGCGUUGCUGUCGUUGCUGCAGGGCGGGGAGAGCCCCGACGCGGCGGACGACUUCGGCCUCACGGCCCUGCACGUGGCGGCCAAGAAGGGCCACGCCGCCGUCGUGGGGCACCUGCUCGAGGCGCGCGCGGACGUGAACAGGCGCGCCUCGGGCCUGCGCGGGGAGACGCCCGCCUUCUACGCCUGCAAGUACGGGCGCGCCGCGGUCCUGUGCCUGCUGCUCCGACACGGGGCCGACCCCGACCUGGCGACCACGGACGGUAGGGUGCCGUCCCAGCUCGCGCGGGAGAAGGGUCACCACGAGGUUGAGGCGAUCCUGCUCAGCGUGCUCCGCUGGUCUGUCUGA